UUCCAAGCUUCAGGAAACAGACGCCCCUGAAACCAAACUCAGAGAAGACGCCUGGCAAUGUGGCCGAACACUGCGGGGGUUACACGGCUGUGGUUUCUGUCACUCGACCGGCUUCGUGGUGACUCGGCGGCUCGACUCCGUGACUCGCACGUCCGGCCCACUAGCCUGGUUCUGUCCGUUAUGGGUCCGGCUCUUCAGUACUUCAUGCCUCGGCCCGGUCCUGACCCGAGGGGCGUGGCUCUGGAGCCGUUUGUGCACCAGGUGGGCGGGCACAGCUGCAUCCUGCGCUUCGACUCAGGGACCGUGUGCAAAGUGCUGAUCCGCCGUGAACACGACGUGUACCGCAGACUGCCGGCCGAGCUGAGACCAUUCACACCACAGUACCGAGGUGUGGUCUUGGUCAGAGUGGAACAGUCCAAGACAGGUUCAAUCCUACUGAUUGCCCACCCGGCUGGAACGAGCCAUGCCUCUGUGGCGAGGGUGUGCUGCUCCAAGAGGAACAGAGGCGCUUCCUUGGGGAGAGAGGGGGAGAGGGUCGGAGAUAGUGUAGGGAGCCCCAAAACUCGUGACGAGACUCUGGAAGCCCUAAAGCAGCCUUACAUGCUGCGGUUGCCUCUCUCGGGCUGCCCACCUCGAACCCAGGACCUGCUGGCACAGCUCAACCCCUGGGCAAGGAGGCUGUACCAGUACAGAGUGGAGCGACUGAGAGAGGAGGGGGAGAGAGAGUUUCUCCUCCUGGAGGACCUGACUCAGGGGUUCCGACUUCCCUGCGUUCUGGAUGUGAAGCUGGGGUGCCGGCAGCAUGGCGAGGGAGCGAGUCUGGAGAAGCAGAGGAGCCAGAGCAAGAAGUGCGAGCAGAGCACCUCAGCAGAGCUGGGGAUGAGAGUGUGCGGCAUGCAGGUGUUUCAGCUGGACUCUGAUCAGAUGAUUUUCCUCAAUAAGUACCUGGGGCGGAGCCUGUCUGUGGAGGGCUGUCAGGAGGUCCUGGGGCAGUUCUUCCACAGCGGGGCGCGGCUGAGGCGCGGGGUCAUCGCAGGGGUCCUGACGAGGCUUGGGGAGCUGAGGGAGAUCGUGGAGAGGCAGGAGGGGUAUCGCUUCUACUCCAGCUCCCUGCUUAUCCUCUACGAGGGGGCAGAGCCCUGCUCGGUGGACAGCGUCAGGUUCGAUGUGCGUCUCAUAGACUUCGCUCACACUUCCUCUCCUCUCCUCUCUAUCCAGCCCUGCUCGGUGGACAGCGUCAGGUUCGAUGUGCGUCUCAUAGACUUCGCUCACACUUCCUCUCCUCUCCUCUCUAUCCAGCCCUGCUCGGUGGACAGCGUCAGGUUCGAUGUGCGUCUCAUAGACUUCGCUCACACCUCCUCUCCUCUCUUCUCGUCUCACGACGGCGUGAGUCACGGAGGUUCGGACGCAGGGUUACUGCUCGGUCUGCGGAGCCUGCAAGGCAUGCUGGGAGAGAUUCUGAGGCAGGACCGGGAGGGAAGAGAAGGGCUGCAGAGACCCAUGCCGUUAUAGCAACCGUAUCCCCCCCCUGCAACGAUUCAACACCCCUCAUUUUCCACACUCCCCAUGUCUCAAAUAUUGAAAACGACUGUUUCAGAAACCAAUAUCAGUGCUUCAACCACUGGAUCUGAAUACCACAAGACACAAGGAGUUUAGCCUUAAAGCUGCGAUACAAACACACUGACAUGCCCGCUCUUAAACUGAUACCUCAGAUUCCUGCUGGCUUGUGUUGUUCAUUUAAUAAAAUCUAAACAAUACUGUAACCUUCUUGCAAUGCAGAUUGGAGUCAGGAACAGAUGUUAACACUGUGUGCUGAGUCUCCCCUCUGAGCACAAUGGGUGUUUCAUUCUCUCGUCUCAUUGUGUGACAGACCCUCCCUCCUCCCUGUGCCUCAUUUUAUAUCAGCUAAUUUGUGGCGAGUCUGUGUCUCUUAUGUUUGUGUCUGAUUGUGUUGAGUGUUUCAUUCUCUCGUCUCUGUGUGAUAGACCCUCCCUCCUCCCUGUGCCUCAGUUUUACAUCCGCUAAUCUGUGGUUAGUCUGUGUCUCAUGUUUCUACGUGUUGGGUGCCUCCCCCGAUCGUGGUGAGAUUCAUUCUCCCAGUUUGCUGUGUCCAUCGUACAGAGUGCAAGAGAAUGACUCUCAACAUGAUGAGACAUCUGACACGUAGAAACAUAUUAGAAGCAAUUCAAUCUGCAUAAAAAACUAAAAGGCAUAUAUUAAUCUGUUUCUGUAGAGCCUGUGGUAGUUUAAACGUUUCAGUGUGAGAUCUACUCUUGCAGUGAUAAUAGAAGUGUAGCUGUGCUGCUACUUGGUCAAAUAAUUGACUCUACUUUUACCUGAAGAAGAGACCUUUAAGGUCAUGAAAGCUUGGGAUUAAUUACUGUUUCGUUGGUCCGAUUCUCUUUGCCUAUCAUUAACUUCAGCACUCCUCUGUGCGUU
Molecule: messenger RNA, 2439 nt
Organism: Polyodon spathula (Mississippi paddlefish)
Lineage: Eukaryota; Metazoa; Chordata; Actinopteri; Acipenseriformes; Polyodontidae
Product: inositol hexakisphosphate kinase 2-like
Exons: 8
Coding region: 58-1512 (484 amino acids)
Biological process (GO): phosphatidylinositol phosphate biosynthetic process; inositol phosphate biosynthetic process
Cellular component (GO): nucleus; cytoplasm
Molecular function (GO): inositol hexakisphosphate kinase activity
Source: RefSeq, a predicted model, not a curated record